UUUAAAGCAGCCUAAUUUUCUUUCAUUUCUGGCGAAGGACAUCCAAGUAACAAUGCCUACGGACGAUUAUAACUACCUGCCUGAUGCGUUACCUCCUCUUCCUGAAGUCCCGGACUCCGGCUCAGUCCUGAGUUCCGCUGACAUACCGGUCCGCUGCCUCCGCAACCCUGCCUUCCGCCACGCCUCCACGCGCUACUGCUCCGCCCACAGCAUGGACUCUUCCCCUGACAGUGCCGAAAGGCCCAUCAGCUACAGCUCCACCUCCUCCUCUGCCUCGUCUCGGGACAGUCACUGCUCGCUUGGCAGCCGCACCACCCUUGUCCCCACCCCUCACUGUAACCCGGUCACCACAGAUCGGGACUCCGGGGCGAUUCGGUUGGAGCUGGUUCCGGCCCGGCAACUGGGAUGUGGAGAGGAAGACGACAGAAAUGACAGAGGGAUGGACAAAGAAAGGGGGCCAGGGAGGCAGAGCAGUGGCCAGACGCCAACAGAACAUUCGGAGCCUGAGCGGAGCCUGGACAAAGGAGCAGAGCGGACUGGUCAGGUACAGGGACCCAGGACGUAUGUGGACCGGGUGGUGCAGGAGAUACUUGACACAGAGAGAACCUAUGUCCAGGACCUGCGAAGCAUUGUAGAGGACUACUUGCAGUGUAUCUCUAACCAGUCUCGGCUGGCCUUGAGCUCAGAGGAUAAAGGCUCUUUAUUUGGCAACAUCCAGGACAUCUUCCACUUUAACAGGGACUUGCUUCACGAUCUCGAGAAGUGUAACGCCGACCCUGUGGCCAUCGCUGAGUGCUUCGUAUCCAAGAGUGAAGAAUUCCACAUUUACACCCAGUACUGCACCAACUACCCACGGUCGGUGGCUGUGCUAACCGAGUGCAUGAGGAACAAGGCGUUGGCCAAGUUUUUCCGCGAGCGCCAGGAAUCUCUGAGUCACUCCUUACCCCUAGGCUCCUACCUGCUCAAGCCAGUGCAGAGGAUCCUCAAGUACCAUCUACUGCUGCAUGAGAUAGCCAACCACAUGGAGAAGGACACGGAGACCUAUGAGGUCGUCCAGGAGGCCAUAGACACCAUGCAGAGAGUGGCCUGGCACAUCAAUGAUAUGAAGAGGAAGCACGAGCAUGCUGUUAGGUUACAGGAAAUCCAGAGCCUGCUGACCAACUGGAAAGGCCCCGAUCUGAUUGGCUACGGAGAGCUGGUUCUUGAAGGAACGUUUCGUCUGCAGCGAGCCAAGAACGAGAGAACUCUCUUCCUGUUUGACAAGCUUCUGCUCAUUACCAAAAAACGAGAAGAAACCUACACAUACAAGGCUCACAUCCUGUGCUGUAACCUGAUGCUGGUGGAAAUUAUUCCUAAAGAGCCCCUGAGCUUCAGUGUGUUUCACUACAAGAACCCCAAACUGCAGCACACAGUCCAGGCCAAAUCCCAGCAAGAUAAGCGCAUGUGGAUCUUACACCUCAAGAGACUCAUACUUGAAAACCACCCUGCCAAAAUCCCUGCCAAGGCCAAGCAAGCCAUUUUGGAGAUGGAUGCAAUGCAUCAUCCCGGGUUUCAUUACAGCCCUGAUGGUGACAAGAAGGAUUCCUCUCAAACUAAGGAGGGCCCUACCCCUCGUAGAGGACGCCGGAAAGAACCUCUAUCCAAAUUACUGAAGACUGCCAAGCAAAAUGCUGCCAACACCGAUGGUGAAAAGCGGACAAGCCUGGGCGCCACCCUGCUCUCUCCCAUGUCCCAGCUGGCUCUGGGCACAAUAGGUCGCAGCCGCAGCCUCAUCAACCAAUCACAGGAAUCUCUGGACCCUGGUGAUCACUAUGACCACAGUGACAGAGAGGAAGGGGAGGAGCCACAUCAGCAAGAUGCUGAUGAUGAGGAUGAUAGUGGUCUGGGAGGUGGAAAGAGGCUGCGAGUACCUGGCAAAAGCAGCAGGAAGAGGCUGAAUCCACAAGCAUCUGUAGAUAGUAUAGAUCAAUGGAAAACCUUCAACAUGAGUCCUUCAGACCUACAGAGAGCCAGAGAAACCCUCGUAAGGGAAGGAAGUCACCACCCACCGCUUCUCAGGACACCUAACGUGACGGAGGAACCUCCAGACUCCCCUGUUCCCUCUGUAAUAGUGACAGAAAGUGACCAUUCUGUGAGGAACAUUUGGGCAGACCACCGGGCUCGUAGGGCCAUGUUCCCCACCAGACAGCGAACCAUGCAGCCAGAAGACGAGGAUGAGGACAUCUACCAGAUGUUUGUUCCCACAGAGCAAAGUGGACCAGAACCAGAGACUCCCACAGAGAGGUCAGAAGCCACGUUGUCACCCAGGACAGCUCGGCCCUGCAGCUGGCAUGUCGAACAGGUGCCCACUGUGCCGAUUGACCCUCCACCCAGUGGGAGCAGAGUCCUACGGAGGGCGAGCAGUGCAGGGGAGAAGGCUACAGAGACUCAGCAGAGUCCUGAUGAUGACCGGUCCGGUCACAGCAACCUGGAAGUGAUUCACACUGAAUCAUCCAGCAAUGACAUAUCUGGAUCCUCCUCAAAUGAGCAGCUGACAAUAGACGAUAUUGAAAAUGUAUAUGACAACAUCAGCUAUGAGGAUCUGAAGAGCAUGGGCCUUAUCAGAAGAGACCCAGAGGAAUCCCAGUCACAGAAUGAGACUUUUUCACUUGCACAGGGUUCCCAGGACCAGGCAGCAAGGGCACCAAAUGCUUCAGAGGUUCCAAGGGUCACUGAGCCUAUCAUCGAACCAGGCAGUUCCUCUGAGAGCAACCGGUCCUCCACACAGGAAGGGAAGCCAUUUGGGACAUGUGAACUCAAGAUAGUGGAGGAGAACAUCUAUGACACCAUCUGUUUUAGGGAGCCCCCAUCAAAAGAGCUCAAAGGCAUGAAUGAAGGCAAUAAAUUAAAACAAGAGAGAGACAGUCUGCUGGCCUCAGAACAAGAUCUGACUGGAAGCAUUGGAGGGUUUGUAUCCGAGGAGAGCCUACGCUUUGGAGAGGAUGAAGGACCAUCCUCCCAUCUUGCCAUGUGUUCUUCAGAACCAGAUUAUUCCUCCUCAUCUGCUUCUGAGACCUUCUCCCAGCGCUCGCAGAAAGGGGAUAAGAUGUCAGAGCAGGUUGACGAAAUCUGGAAUGACUUGGAAAACUACAUCAAGAACAAUGAGAAGAAAGCUGACCGUUUGCCUGCUGCCUUCCCAGUUAAUGGCAGUGAGUCGCCCAAGAAGACCUCCUCAGUCAAAAACAGUCCUACAAAGAGGCCCCAAGCAGCCAGCCCUCCAGCUAAGAGUCCCCCAGCACAUCAGCCGAAACCCCCGCCUCUGAGCUCCACACCAUCAUUCACCAUCCCAGUCAUUAACCUCCCUGACAUCCAAAGUGAAGGCACCACUGAAGAAGAAAGCCACAGCCCUUCUCCUUCUUCACGCCCACUGCCGGUCACCCCUGAACCCCCCGCAGGCACAGUGAAGAGCAUUCGUAACAGACUGGCUCGCCUCAGUAGCGGCAGCUUCCGCCUAGAGGACGAUGACCUAGUGGAGCUUCCUCCAAGAAAUACCCCUCAGAAGGACAAUCCCAUCAAGGAUAUCCACAGCUUGUUUCCAGGAGAGCUGGCAGGUCUGGACUCACCGCUGGCCUCCUCUUCCCUCCUGUUGGGUGAGUCCGUGGACUUCUCCUUGGAUCUGAUGGACAAAAACAAGAGCCGGGUGUUCCUGAUGGCACGGCAAUAUAGCCAGAAGAUUAAGAAAGCCAACCAGCUGCUGCGCAUGAGGAGCAUGGACCCUGGAGAUUCUUGUACCCGGGCAAGAGCUGAGAAGAAGCAGAAAGACCUGGCUGCCAUCUUAGAAGAAAAGAAACAAGGGGGAGCUGCAAUAGGUGCAAGGAUAGCAGAGUACUCCCAGCUCUAUGACCAGGUAAUGUUUAAGGAUUCUCCCGGUCUUGCUGGUCAGACCUCUGCUACCCCACACCACAGCCAUCCAGGUCUUCCUUCCUCUCCGUCCAUGCCUGAGACCUCCCUGGAGGAGGACUGGCUCCACUCCACCUACAGCAAUGGAGAGCUCUCCAGCUUCAUCUCAUCCAGUGAGGUGGGGGGCGCUCGUGCAUCUUCCACCCCUCAGCGCAGACUCACCUCCGCCUGUUCCAUCCCCUCUCUAAAGAACCUCCCUCACUCUCCAACCACCCCACCAUCGCAGAGAUGGAGCUCGUCCAUGUCGGUGCCAAGUGAGAAAGAGGAGCAUGUGUACAGUUCCAUUAAGAGACAUCCUUCCUUUAAUGCUCCGUCUUUGCCCACUUCAAAAUCUACCCCAUCUAGUCAAUGUCAGUCUGUCAGCACUCUGAGCAGCCUCCAGGAGAAGAACAACCAGGCUGGAUUCAGAUGUAAUGGACCCACUGAUCAAUCCACAGACAGACUCCAUGGCCCCAGCCUAGGCCGGGUUGGUCGGCAGAGCAGCCUCCCAGAGAGGUCUACCCAGGGACAGUCAGACCUCACUUUACAUGACGGCCAGCAUGUGGUGGUCCUGAACCGGGCGUCUGCACUGAGCAUACUCUCCGCCACCCAGAACUACCUGACCAACUUUAAGGACAACGGGGAAGAUGACGAUGACUAUGUAGAGAUCCGCUCAGAGGACGAAAUUGAACAGGAGCAGGACAGGUUGGCGCAACGAAGUGGUAGCUCGGCAACCCUUUCCAACCAGAAUCGGGGUCUUGUCCAUUCCCAGAGUUUGCCGUGCACACCAGUGCAUACCUGCGAGCGGCUGAGGUCUCUGGAGCAUGAGAAUCUGGAGAAGUACCUAUGGAGCGAGCCACGGGAGAGCCAACCAACUAUCGUCCAGUCUCUGAGGGAUAAGUUUCAGUGUCUGAGCUCUAGUAGCUUUGCCUGAGUUUUCAUGCCGACUGAAAGCCAAAUAUAUAUUAACCUACAGCAUAUUGCAACAAAAGGGACACUGCUGCUUUGCCUUGGAUGCCCUUCAUCUACUCCAACAUCGUAGACCACAAAUAAAAACAAAUAUUACACCAACAUUACACAUCUUAGAUCAAAAACCUGUGUCUUUGAUUGCAAGCAUAUGUGUAACACAACAUAUGUGAAUACUUAUAUUUUCUGUUACAGAGCUUCAGAGUAAAACACAUAAGAGGUUACUAUUAAAGGUCAAAAUGCCAUUUCAAAUCCUGCAUGUGAGCUGCCUUAGCACUUCCAGGUUCAAACAGCCUUCUUGUGUAUGUUUCAAAGAGUGGUGAUCGAGUGCAGGGGAAGUUAAAAUGAAGAAAUCAAAGUACAAAUGUUCUCAGUUGUUUGUAAAGGCAUUCAUUGUGACUCAAUGGGUUUUAUUCAAAUGAAUUCAAACUAUUUUAUUGCUUUACUUGCCAGUCUUAUAGAGAUCAUUUGAGUCUUGUGAAUUACAGACAGAGGACUUGUGCCAAUAACUGCCAAGAUAAAGAUAUGAUACCAAUUAUAAGAAAUAGAAUCUUUUCUGUGCACAACAUCUCAAACCGAAGUACAAGCAUUAAAGAUCUGACGAUCUUUGGAGGAUCUUGACUUCCCAUGUCAAGCUCUGUCUUUUAAUUUGCUAUUAAGGUUAUUUUAACUGCAUUUUCAGAACUACAGUAAUUAAUCUGAACCUGUAUAGGAAAGGUGAACCACCAUGGUGGCUAGUGUUUUAAUUGUGCUUACACUAUCAAACCUUUGGAACAAGCAGCUUUACAAAUUUGCUGUCUAGAUUUGCUACUCAGGCUAGAUUGUCACUUUUAACAGCUUUUUAGCAAUAAAUUUAACAAAAAGGAUGCAACUGUAAAGAAAACAUGUCGGCUAUUACAAAAUCCAAUAGGUUAAGUAUAACUAGGCUUAGACCCGUAAGUCUGUUUGAAGUUAUUGCAUUUCACUCUACCAACUUUGACAUCAAUAGGGUAUUGUGCUUUAAAAUCAAGAAGAAGAUGCUGAUAUUUUAGAUCAUCUUUAAGAAAACUGUAGGACUUCAUAUUUAUUUUGAAUCUGUGAGCAGGUCUGAAAUGUUUUUACAUGUAAUGGUCUGGGGGCAUCCAUCGUUUUUUUAAAAAUCUUACCAAUUUGAAUCUGUUUUAAAGAGGGACCACGAAGGAGAGCAUUAAGGAGAGUUAGUUAAAAGACUACAGUACUGUAUUUGGUGUACAUUUGCUGUUUUUUUUGUUUUUGUUUCGUUUUUUUACUCAAAUGGAUAGUCAGCUGUUUGUUUACUUUAAGUUAUGGGACACUCCCAGCGGUCACACUACUGAUAUUGCAUCCACAGUCACAGAAAGAUGUUGGAAAUCACAGUCAGCUAGUUUUCAGUCACAUCAAAAAGUUUCAUACAGCAUAAUUGUUUUUUGUUCCCUUGAAGCAACCCCAGUGUUCACUGUGCACACUUGUUGAAAAUUUCAGUCACUUAAUGUGUUGUAUUUAUUUGAUAGCAUCCUUAUGAUAUUGCCCCGUAUCACUAUUCCUUCAUGCCACAGGCAGGCUGAAAAGGAAAGUUAAAGUUAUUUAUUAAAAGAUGGUUUUAUUCAGAUUCAGGUGCGCUCACAAAAUUUGAAUCAAAUACUGUGAAUAUUUUCAGAAAAAGGUAGUUUUUCUAUCGCGCACUGCUUAAUGCAAGUUCCAAAUCACAAUAACCACAUUAAAAGUUGAAAAGCACAAUAACACAGUCUACUGUUCAUAUCAGGAAAUAUGCAUUAAAGAAAAAAGUUAGGAAUAUGAAGUAUGUUUUUUUUGUGUCCUCUAUUUCACUGGUGGGGAUUAUCAAGUCUUCAUUGACUCUUUUUUGCACUUUUCUGUCUUUUUUAAACGUUUUAUUUGUAAACACUUUGUAAAGAUGUACAUUUUAGGAAAGUUAUUCUUGUAUGCCAUAGGUAUGCUUUAUAAUGCUUUAAUGUUUAAGUUAAGUGUACUGUAUUUUUUUAACGGCCUAGUUGUCAUUGCUCAACAAAAUGUACUGGAGGUAAUAAAUUCAAAUUA
This is a messenger RNA of Scomber scombrus (Atlantic mackerel), 6936 nucleotides long. Its product is annotated as pleckstrin homology domain-containing family G member 1. Gene Ontology annotation, biological process: intracellular signal transduction. NCBI's taxonomy places the organism in Eukaryota, Metazoa, Chordata, Actinopteri, Scombriformes, Scombridae. Bases 53 to 4852 code for a protein of 1599 amino acids. The record is from RefSeq and is a predicted model, not a curated record. Gene Ontology annotation, molecular function: guanyl-nucleotide exchange factor activity. The transcript is spliced from 17 exons.